This is a messenger RNA of Vespula pensylvanica (western yellowjacket), 1667 nucleotides long. RefSeq names its product hemolymph lipopolysaccharide-binding protein-like. The coding region runs from base 892 to 1548 and encodes 218 amino acids. The transcript has 2 exons. The record is from RefSeq and is a predicted model, not a curated record. Lineage: Eukaryota; Metazoa; Arthropoda; Insecta; Hymenoptera; Vespidae.
ACACACACACACACACACAUUUGGGUAAAAUAUAUCAAUUGGUCAAGGAUAGGGACAGCUUGCAUAUAUUCGAUAGUAGAAGGCGUUUCGACAAAGUUCCGAGGGCGUAAGGGAUUUCAUGAAGAGAAGAGACGAAACAAGCCGAUCCAUUCCGAGUCCAGCCUCGAGGAUCGAACACUGGGCUGACCGAACGGGCUCUCAUCCGUGACCCAGGCGAAUGUUUACCGGUACUUGAUCAAAGCAGAUUCGACCCCGAAGCCAUGUAUCCUCGCGCAACCUGACGAUGCCGAUGGUUAGGUGCUUCCCAAGCAUCGAGUGUUAUCUAUAUUCCCUCACAUAUCCCUACAAACACCCUUUUCCUAAACGAUUAUAAACGCAACGCGUCUAGAAAAUCAUUUUGAGCACCACUGACAAAACUACUUCACAUCCGAAAAAAAAAUAGAAAAACAGUUAUCGUCGUUUUCGACAAAUAUAUUUUUUAUUUACUUAAUUUUUCGUUAUUUUACACUUUUUUAUAUUUAUAAUAAAAUCGAAAUUAAUUAAAGAGAGAAAUAGGGGGAGGGGGGAGAGAGAGAGAGAGACAGCUGUGGGAAACGUAUCGGUCGAUCCGCAUCUUUUCAACAUCGGUAGGCCAUUCCCAUCAAUGUGUUGGAUUCCUUUCACAAGGUCAAAGAAGGCUCGUUAAAGUCUUAUCGAAGAACUCGUUAAACCAACACAAAAUCAUUUGGCCUCUUCUUAUAAGGUCGAGAAAAAUAUAGAGAACUUUAGUUGCUCCGUUGCCUCGGACCAAUGAGCAUGCUACUUUGGAUUUAAAACGGAGACGAUCGAAGAAAGUUGCAUUCUCGAAAAUUUAGAGAUUAGGACUAGAUCUAGAAAAGCGUUUCAAGGACAAUGUCGGGAUUAUUACUUUUCACGUACAUCAGUUUCUUUAUCAUUUUCGUAGUACGGUCGAGUCCAUUGAAAAGGAACGUUUCGGAAAGCGCGGCUUUAUCGUCGUUAAACGAAUUGUGUUGUCCAUUCUUGAGAAACGGAACAUCCUCGACAGAAACGAACGACAACCCGAUGAAUUUUCCGAUAUCUCACGGUACGACUUGGAAAUGUAAUUUUGUUGGGAAUAAACAUAGGCGAGACGAUUAUCAUCAUUCUCCUGGAAUUGGCUCGCACAAAUUACACACGAGAGGGAAGACUUGGAACGAGGCGAGAAAAAUCUGCAUCGAGGAGGGCGGUCACUUGGCUGUUAUCAAUUCCAUUGCUGAAGCUAAUGUACUUUCGGAUUUAUUUAACCGAAGCAGUUCUUUCACGGACGCAACUUAUAGCAAUCAAAUGUAUUUGGGAAUUCACGAUAUCUUCGUCGAAGGUGACUGGGUGACCAUACACGAUGAAUCCUUGCUAAAAAGUGGCUACAGUGCCUGGACCGACAAAUGGGGAGGUCAACCUGACAAUUCAGGCUCCAUACAAAAUUGCGGAACCAUGUUAGAGGAUGGUACACUCGAUGACGUGGCCUGCGACAUUCCUGUUGCUUUUUUCUGCGAAAUUCCUGACGUAUGAUCGAUAUCUUGUAUUAAUCAAGAAUUAGAUAAAUUAAUCCGCCCGCUGAUCUUGUUCUCUUCUUGAAUAUUAUGUUUGCAUUUGUGAAAAGUUAAUAUAUAUACAUAUAUAUAUCUGAU